AUGGGUGGAUCCGCGUUCUCCAACCAAGGAGUUUUAACCCCUCGAAUGAGUCCAGAGGCUUAUCACAGACUCAAGACAAAAUACCACGAUAUCCUAAAAGGUCUCUACGGAUAUGUGGUCACCCCUCCGGAGGCACCCGGGAAGACGUCAUAUGGGGAUCUAGACUAUCUCGUCGCCGAACCGAUCCUUUCGAAGAAAUCGAAACUAACGACCAUGGAGGAUGUGAAAGUUGCAUUUGGAGCGGAGUAUAUGACUGCUAUCGCUGGUGCUACAACAUCUUUCGCGGUACCUUUGGAACUAGAGGAGAAUUCUGGUGAAUUGGAGGAGGGAGAAGAAAGGGAGGAUGGGAAAACAUACGCGCAAAUUGACGUUCAUGUCUGCCCAUCACCCGAGAAUAUGUGGUGGGUCUCAUUCAAACAUGCCUACGGAGAUCUAUGGUCCAUCCUCGGCAUCAUGGCUCGAACGAAAGGGCUAGUAGCGGACGAGAAGUGUCUUAAUCUUCGGAUCAGAGAAAUCGAAGAUCACAACAGAGAGUUAGCGAAGGUCGAAUUGACGAAGAGUGUUAACGAGACACUUGAGUUUUUCGGAUUGGAUGUUGGUAAAUAUGAAAAAAGGUUUGGGAGUGUCAAGGAGGUUUAUGAGUUUCUGACUGAGAGUCGGUUCUUUGAAGAGAGAAGCUUUACAAAGAAGAAGUUUGCAAAUGCCAGCGAUAGAAGUAAAAUUGGGAAGAGAGAUAUGUUGAAAGGUUGGUUUGAUUUUUUGGGGGUAGACGUUAUACUAGUUGGCAAGGUUCUUGAAGGAGGUCAGAAAGAGGCAGAGAAUGAUGAUGUGACAGACGGUGGGAAGGAUGGAGAGGGUGUCCAAGAAGAUCGUGCCGAGUCACCCGAGGAAGGGAUUACCAGAGAGCAGGUACUCGAAGAAGCACUAGAAAGGUUCGGCAAAAGAGAGGGAUACGAAAAGAAGGUCAAUUCUUGGAGAAGAAACCUCAGGGUUGAAAUGGUAGCAAGAGGGGUCGCAAAAAAGCUCAUCGACGGAGGACAUAACGGUCCGAGAUCUGCAAGGGCUAAAUCUUCAAAACUGAGGAAACAGAUUAAUGAGGGUGAGAUGGAUGAGAUCUUUGAUAUGACUGAGGAGCAAGUUCAGAUGUUCAUUCAAGAUCGUGUGAAUGAAAUCAUCGAAAGCAAUGCGAAUAAUACGGUUUCAAAUACGUAUACGGGUAGUGAGGUUGCGGCUGUAUCUGGAAGUGGUUAA
Messenger RNA from Orbilia oligospora ATCC 24927, 1251 nucleotides. RefSeq lists its product as uncharacterized. The transcript has a single exon. NCBI's taxonomy places the organism in Eukaryota, Fungi, Ascomycota, Orbiliomycetes, Orbiliales, Orbiliaceae. The record is from RefSeq and is a predicted model, not a curated record. The coding region runs from base 1 to 1251 and encodes 416 amino acids.